Messenger RNA from Triplophysa dalaica, 660 nucleotides. RefSeq lists its product as uncharacterized. The coding region runs from base 1 to 660 and encodes 219 amino acids. The transcript is spliced from 2 exons. Lineage: Eukaryota; Metazoa; Chordata; Actinopteri; Cypriniformes; Nemacheilidae. The record is from RefSeq and is a predicted model, not a curated record.
AUGAGAUAUUUUUCCAAAUGUUCUGCAGGCCUGUCUGGUGUUGAAGUGAAGUCUGUGUCAGUGAUGGAGGGUGAUCCUGUCACUCUAAACACUGAUCUUACUGACGUACAGGAAGACCUUCAGAUACUGUGGCUAGUUGGACCUAAAGAGAUUCGCAUAGCUGACAUUCGUAGACAGAAACCCAAUACAUACAUUGAAACUGGAAGAUAUGGAGACAAACUGAAGCUGGACAGUCAGACUGGAUCUCUCACCAUCACAAACAUCAGAAUCACAUACACUGGACUUUAUAAACUAGAGAUCAUCAACAGCAGAGAGACGUCAGAAAAGAAAUUCAAUGUUACUGUCUAUGCUCGUCUGCCUGUUCCUGUCAUCAUCACAAACUCUUCUCAAUGUUCUUCAUCAUCAGAAAGAUCUUCAGCCUCAAAAUGUGUGUUGUUGUGUUCAGUGAUGAAUGUGACACAUGUGAGUCUCUCCUGGUACAAAGGAAACAGUUUAUUGUCCAACAUCAGUGUGUUUGAUCUCAACAUCAGACUCUCUCUACCUCUGGAGGUGGAAUAUCAGGAUAUAAACACAUAUAGAUGUGUCAUCAACAAUCCCAUCAGAAACCACACACAACAUCUAGACAUCAAUCACGUCUGUCAGCCAUGUUUAGGUAUGUGA